AUGCCGGAUAGUAUUGAAGAAAAUAUACGACGGGUUUUAGGAGGAUUUAAAUUGGAUGAUGGAGAAGAAAUUUGUGAUUAUCCUCUGGGACAACAGAAUGAAAUUAUUGAAACAAAAGGAAUAAAACCAACAUCAACCUCCAACUAUCUUCCAAUAUGUCAAAAAACAGUCACCUACAUAGUAGCAGCCGUAAUAAUAAACGACAAAGACCAAGUACUAAUGAUUCAAGAAGCAAAGGCAUCUUGUGCCGGAAAAUGGUACUUACCUGCUGGAAGAGUCCAGCCGAAUGAGUCGCUGAUAGCAGCAGUGAAGCGGGAAGUACUGGAAGAAACCGGGUUGACGAUGGAGCCCAAAUCGUUGCUGAUGGUCGAGUGUGCCAGCGGUUCUUGGUUCAGGUUCGUCAUGCUCGGUGAUGUAACCGGCGGAGUGCUCAAGACACCCGACCAAGCUGACCAGGAGUCCUUGCAAGCUUCAUGGGUUAGCAAUGUUGAUGAUUUAUCGCUUAGGUCGACUGAUAUCUUGCCUCUGAUCCAGCGCGCGAGGGAUCACAAGAGUGGAGGCAAUCCACCUUGGCAUUUACCUCUGCUGCCGGUUGAAAAAUCUUGGAGCAAACUUUUCAUACGGCUUAUUGUCUGUAUAAAAAGAAAAGCUACCAACCGGAUGCAUGUUUUGAUAUCGGAAAAAAAUUAUUUACAUUUACCAAUUUGUGAAAUUAAUCCCAGUAAGAAUUUACACUCAACUUUACAUAAAUUUAUGGUGGAAAUUUUUGGAGACAAUGUAGCUCAACACAGACCUCACGGAUUAUUAUCAGUAGAAUACAGCGGAGAACAACCAGGCGACGGUGUUUGCUUUACAAUACUAGUAUCAUUCCGUCCAGCUCUUGAAGAAGUUCCUAUCAUGGGAAAGUACGUCUGGCAUGAAGUCAGCAAGAAUAUUGCUGAAUUAAUUGCUACGAGGUUACCUCGGAAUAUGGCUAUACCAUUGAAUGUUGUUCGCUGA
Cotesia congregata is the source of this 999-nucleotide messenger RNA. The record is from the annotation of a GenBank genome assembly. NCBI's taxonomy places the organism in Eukaryota, Metazoa, Arthropoda, Insecta, Hymenoptera, Braconidae.